Molecule: messenger RNA, 1461 nt
Organism: Symbiodinium sp. CCMP2456
Lineage: Eukaryota; Dinophyceae; Suessiales; Symbiodiniaceae
Source: the annotation of a GenBank genome assembly
AUGCCCGAGCCGAAAGGCUUGUCCGGCAGCCUUCACCCGAAAGGUCAAGACCAAGACCCUCAGGGCCCUCAGAGCCAUCAGGGCCAUCAGAAUCAGGGCCGUGGCGGAGAGGUAGCGACUGGCCGUUGUGAGCGCAGACCCGGCCCAGACCUUCAGCGGAUCGCAGAAGCUCGCACUCCUGGAUGCCGCUUUUCAGUGCCUGCCUUGUGGGAGAGGCGGAGAUGUAUCCUCACGAUCGGAUCGGAGGAUCUUCGUGUCUACGUUGCUUAUCACAAGCCACCAACAGUGUUUCCGCUGAGCAGCCUUCGGCUUCGCUCGGGCUCUUCGCACCUCGAGCUCAGCCGCACUAAUUGGACCACAAAGCUGCUCCGGCGCAUGUGCUGCUGUGAACCCUUGACCAUGGUACUCAAGCUAAAGCGAAGUCAGGUGGAAGAUGUUCGCAACGUUCUGUUCCCACAGCAAGAUGAUGCACCGACGUCUCUCGGCGUGCCCCUUGCAGAUUUUCCAGCGGAAGUACUUCAUGUUCUCUCUGAGUUUCUGAGUCUUCCGACCAUUCAUGACAUCAUGCGAAGCUGCAAACAACUGCGGGUAACACUCCGAGCCGACAGCUUCUGGCAGCACUUCUAUGUCAAGCUCUUCCCGUUGGUCGUACGGGACAAGGUUGAGGAGUUUACGGACUUGGGCGGCUGCACCGUUCUGGACAAAGUAGCUGUGGCAACCCUCCGUUUCUGCAACGUCUGCCAUGCACGGAGACUUGUUCCCGGCUUCUGCAGUUGCGGCGCCAGACAUCAGUUCAACAAGUUCGUCCACUUCGACAUGCGGGCUGCUGAGAAGCUUCGUCUUGGCCUCCACAGUCUGAGCAUGCACUUGCACAUCAAAGGAUUCAAUUUGCAAAGUGCAUGUCUCUCCUUCUCGUCACGUUACCAUGGGAAUUCCUUAGCGAGCCUGCUACGCCAAACUGCAGCAUUAGGGAGGAUGCAACUGUUGGCGUGUGAAAGUCUCUCUGGCGAAGUCUUCGGUGCCUUCUUCGGCUUCCCGCUGAAGCGCCGCUCCUCGCGCGCUUAUGGUGCUCGUGACAAACUCAUGCUCUUCAACAUCCGCAUCGAUGGCACCCUGCGCAUCUUCGACGGCGACUGUGGCGACCGCGAGACAGUGCAAUCACUUCCAGAUGCCUUGAUAAUUGGCACGUCUUCAGAAGCGGCCUUAGCUUUGAACUGGGACCUGAGCAUAGCAAGCUGUGCGUCCACAAACCUCUGCUACGGUGCAUGUCUGUGUGCCUCAAGGGUCCCUCUGAGAUCUGUGGCGACUUUUUCAGACAAGAGGACCGACAAGAUCCUGGAUCGUCGAAUUUCUCACCUAACAGCUGCCGACUUGGGGAGCGAUGCGGAAGUGCAGCGUAACAUGACGAGGCAGCUGCUCCAGUUGUCUGGACACCAAGACAUGCGGCAUUACUUCGGAUAG